AUGACGAAUAUGGAUUGCGCCGCUGAUGUGGCUCUGCUUCAAAAGACACGAGGACGAUACAAAGAAGGCCGCAGUCCCGAGAAUCUGGCACCACAAGUGCAAGCAUUCACGGUAGACCCAAUUCUCCGUCGUGGCAAUGACGAUAAAAUGGUGAUCGUGGUCCCUAUGGGCUACCGCGAUGGUCUGCUCACUAACUUUAUUGAAGUUGGUGAGCCACCUGAACUCUUUGAGGUCACCUUGGACACCGGCAAUGGUUUAGCUUGGGUUCCAUCUACCAAGUGCACUAGUCAAAAUUGUGAAGGUCAAAAGCUGUAUGAUCCAAGCGAAUCGGAGACUGCCCUAGCACUCAAUCACAAACCACUUGAGCUCAAAUAUGAAGAUGGAAAAUGUGCCACCGUUGAUCUCUACUCUGAAAGUAUCGGUUUAUAUAACGAUAACAUGGACGCUUUCACUGACCUUUCCCUCGGUGCUGGGUAUAAGAUUGAAGGCUACGAUGAUGUCGAUGGAUAUCUUGGCACUCUCGGUUUUGGCGGUCCUGGUGGCCUCAAUGUCACGAAUUAUUUGCGAAAGCGUGCUUUGGAUCAGUUAUUCAGACGAGGACUUGCCAAACGCAGUAUUGUUAGUCAAGUCGGUGGUAAUGCCGGACAAAUGGGUGUUCGUACUGGUAACCAAGGUCGCUACCAUCCUGAUACCAAAAAGAAACGCGACAAUGACGAGUACGCUGCCUAUUGUAUCAUCGGUGGUAUCGAUCCCAACUUGAUUGAGGGUGAUCCCGUGUAUGUCCCACUGCCAUCAGCAGAAGAAUGCGGCGAAGAAAGAUUCUGGAAACUGAGCUUUGAUUCAGUAACUUUUGGAAACACACACAUUGACAUUUCCGAGGGAAGCUAUGCCCAAUUCUAUUCGAGUUCUCGAUAUAUCCAUGCACCUAAACAAAGUUCCAAGGCUUUGCACGAGCAAAUUGGCGCAACGUUUAACACGGACAGUGGGUUUUACGAGCUGCCAUGCGCUAGCAUGCAAGAUGUGCCCGAUUUGCAGUUUACCUUUGGCUCCCAAAACACAGCAUCUCUCAAGCCUAUUGAUUGGAUUUUCCCCAUUUCUGAAGGAAGCGAAACGUGUCGCAGCUUCGUCAAGCAUGUCACAGUGGAUACCAACAACUGGCUCCUUGGCACUGCUUUUACGAACCCUUAUUAUAUGGUCUAUGAUUACACGAAUGAGCAGAUUGGCUUUGCCCAUAAUAAGGGAGAGGAAGUUACUGCCACCUUCUCAUAAAAGAAUAGUUUCCUUAUUCCCUUC
Zychaea mexicana is the source of this 1293-nucleotide messenger RNA. RefSeq names its product aspartic peptidase domain-containing protein. Gene Ontology annotation, biological process: proteolysis. Gene Ontology annotation, molecular function: aspartic-type endopeptidase activity. The coding region runs from base 1 to 1269 and encodes 422 amino acids. The record is from RefSeq and is a predicted model, not a curated record. The transcript has 9 exons. NCBI's taxonomy places the organism in Eukaryota, Fungi, Mucoromycota, Mucoromycetes, Mucorales, Lichtheimiaceae.